AUGGCCGUUGAGCCGGGAAGAGAUAAAUUCUCAGAUAAAAAUGCGUUCAACCGGAGGUCUGAUCAAAACGUGAUCGAGUUGGCGCCAUAUGUGGAAGGAUCUUCCAACUCCCCACCCAUUGGCGUCCUUCGUUCAAACUGCCAUCACAACGCAAUGAAUAAGUCUUAUCUUCCUGCUUCAGAUGCCGCUCUCCGCAAACUUGACAAGCAAAUUCAAAAGGAGGCAAAAUUGAAAGAUUCGACAGUAAAACAUUCAGUGAAGGACUUGGCGAGUACAGAAAAUAGAGUCAAGAAGGUCGACAAGGGACUUGGAAAAGCCAGGAAAACGCUUGCGAAACGUGAAAAAGAGGAACUUUCAGCUGUCAAGGCCCUCAACAAGGCGACACAUCAGCACAACAUGGCAAUCGCCAAAGCUGCUGACGCAAGGCACAUAAUGUAUGUUACAAAUGUUGGUCUAAUGGAAUGGCCAUUGCCUACUAUAACACGGGAAGCGCAGGAGGCCAAAAUCGCAGAUCUGCAAGCAGGGACAGGGGGAACCGUAAACCAUCAGAAGAUCCAGGGGUUUUCCACAACGCCACCGCGUAGAAUUGAUAUGAGAUACUUAUACCGAGGCUAA
Molecule: messenger RNA, 615 nt
Organism: Guyanagaster necrorhizus
Lineage: Eukaryota; Fungi; Basidiomycota; Agaricomycetes; Agaricales; Physalacriaceae
Exons: 5
Coding region: 1-615 (204 amino acids)
Source: RefSeq, a predicted model, not a curated record